CAAGCGGCGGCAGCGGGGCCCUGUAUUCUCGCUGCCGCUGGGCGGCUAGUUCAAGUUGCCAUAGCUGCGAGUCUGAGGAGAGCUGAGUCGGUUGCGCCGCAGCAUUUGGUCAGUUGCAGCUUCUGGGUCACUGGUAGCCGCGGGAGCCGGGUGGGGCCUCGGCGAUGAUCCGGCGUUAAGGACCCGGGGUCGUCCUCUGUCUCAGGUGAUUUGGGCAAGGUGUGUAGGGGCUACCAAAGGUUAUCUGCUUGACAGGCCUUUUGCCCUGAACCUCAUGAAGAGAUGAUAAGAGGCAGACACACGUGCCCAAGGAGAGCACGGAGCCCAGAGGAGCGCCACACAGAGAUUUGGGGGUGUGCUUUGAUUUGUGUACAUCAAUGGCAGAAUCGUCCAGUGAGUCAGACCAUUUGCGCUAUCAUGACCGAGUGAGUCGAUGGACUGCCAGGUCAACUCAGAGGGGAACUCGAAGUCAUCCUCCAGUAGAAGUCACCGAGAAGGUCAACACUAUAACAAGUACUUUACAGGACACUAGUCGGAACCUGCGACAGGUGGACCAGAUGCUUGGACGAUACCGAGAAUACAGUAAUGGACAGGCGGAUGCUAUAGAACACUUAAAAGAAAGCUUGGAACAAUCAAUAGACCAACUGCGGAGUCAACGUCUAUUGAGGAACUCAGGAGGGAGAAGUCUUUCUGUUACAAGUCUAAGUGCAAGUGACCUCGAUGGUGGCACUGGGGCAGAGAGCCAUCGUUUUCCACCUACCUCACCUCUCAAGGACUAUGGGGAUCCACAGGGUAUUAAACGAAUUAAAUCCAGAACUGGUGUCCGGUUUGUUCAGGAGAGAGAUGAUAUGGCCGAGCUUCAUGCUUUUCAUCAGUCUCUCCGAGAUCUCAGCAGUGAACAAGUUCGCCUUGGAGAUGAUUUCAACAGGGAACUUUCCAGAAGAAGCAGGUCAGAUGCAGAAACAAAAAGGGUUUUGGAAGAAUUGACUGAAAAACUUAAUGAAGCCCAGAAACAAGAAGUGGUUUCAGAUCGGGUGGAGCGGCGUCUUCAGGAGAUAGAAAGAGAGAUGCGCACAGAGAGAGAGCUGGUAGAAAAGCGUCAGGAUCAGCUUGGUCUUAUGUCCUUGCAGCUACAGGAGGUGCUAAAGAAACAAGAAGCUAAAACAGAUGACAACGAGGAAGUAAUAAAAAAUAAGCUAAGACAAACGGAAACUGAGAAGAAUCAACUUGAACAGGAAUUGGAACUUUCUCGAAGGUUGCUGAAUCAAUCAGAAGGCAGCAGAGAAACACUUUUGCAUCAGGUAGAAGAACUGCGUACACAACUCACGAAAGCAGAAGGUGAUCGAAAGGGUUUACAGCAUCAAGUAUCUCAGAUUUCCAGGCAACAGUCGAACCAUCAGGAUGAACAAGGAGAUGACUGGAGGUUUAGGAGAGGAGUUGAGCGGGAAAAACAGGAUCUGGAGAAACAGAUGUCAGAUUUGAGAGUGCAGCUGAGCUUCAGUUCAGUGGCAUCUGAGUUGGAGGAAGUGAAGCGGUCCGUGGAGCGAAAAGACAAGGAGAAAGCACAUUUGGCAGCACAAGUAGAGGAUUUAGCCCAUGAAUUGGAGAACAGGGAAAAACAGCAACUGCAGAUGUUAAAUAGACUGAAGGAGAUCCAGAGUCACUUUGACACAUGUGAGACCGAGCGCAAGCAUGCUGAACUUCAGAUCUCAGAGCUGACUCACCAUGCGGAGGACGCAACCAAGCAGGCUGAGCAGUACCUUAGUGAGCUCCAGCAGUCGGAGGCCCUGAGAGAGGAAGCCGAGAAGAGGAGGGAAGACCUGAAACUGAAGGCUCAAGAAUCUAUCAGGCAGUGGAAGCUUAGGCAUAAGAAAUUAGAGCGAGCGAUGGAGAAACAAGCUGAAACUCUUGAUGAAAUGACGGACAAGAAUAGUCAGAUUUUAAAAGAAAAGGAUGAAAUGAAAAGCCAACUGUAUGCAGCAUUACAACAGAUAGAGAAUCUUCGAAAGGAAUUGAAUGAUGUGCUCACAAAGCGAGCCCGUCAAGAAGAGGAGCUUCACUCUAAAGAGGAGAAACUAAGUGAUAUUAAGUCUCAUCAAACUGAUCUUGAACUAGAAGUCAAGAAUUCCCUCAAUACCAUCCAGAGACUGGAAAGUGAAUUGACAAAGCAUAGUAAUAUUCAGAGCCAGAUGAGACUUGAGAAAACUCACCUGGAGGAAGAAAUUGCGGAGCUCAAGAAGAGCCAGGCCCAGGACAAAGCUAAGCUUCUUGAGCUGCAAGAGUCCAUCAAGGACUUGAGUGCUAUCCGAGCAGAUCUUGCUAAUAAAUUGGCCGAGGAAGAGAAAGCCAAGAAAGCGGUGCUUAAGGACCUUGCUGACCUCACAGCCCAGGUGAAAUCUAGGGAUGAAGAGACAGCUACAGUCAUCACACAGUUAAAGCUGGAACGUGAUGUUCACCAGAGGGAACUGAAAGAUCUCACAUUGUCAUUGCAGAGUGUGAAAACAAAGCAUGAACAAAACAUCCAGGAGCUGUUGAAGCAUUUUAAGAAAGAAAAGAGUGAGGCUGAGAAUCACAUUAGGACACUGAAGGUACCUGCGCUGAAUUUUCCCUGUGAUACUGAAGGAAUUUUUCUGGUGGCUCAUGAAGUUAAUAAAGCGUAA
Messenger RNA from Carlito syrichta (Philippine tarsier), 2660 nucleotides. It is a transcript of the gene CEP128, whose product is annotated as centrosomal protein 128. The record is from RefSeq and is a predicted model, not a curated record. NCBI's taxonomy places the organism in Eukaryota, Metazoa, Chordata, Mammalia, Primates, Tarsiidae. The transcript has 15 exons. Bases 378 to 2660 code for a protein of 760 amino acids.